Symsagittifera roscoffensis is the source of this 1084-nucleotide messenger RNA. RefSeq names its product derlin-2-like. Bases 19 to 723 code for a protein of 234 amino acids. The record is from RefSeq and is a predicted model, not a curated record. Lineage: Eukaryota; Metazoa; Xenacoelomorpha; Acoela; Convolutidae. Gene Ontology annotation, biological process: endoplasmic reticulum unfolded protein response. Gene Ontology annotation, molecular function: ubiquitin-specific protease binding; misfolded protein binding. Gene Ontology annotation, cellular component: Hrd1p ubiquitin ligase ERAD-L complex; endoplasmic reticulum membrane. The transcript has 5 exons.
GUGAACUAUAGCAGCAGAAUGGCAGCGGCUGACAUCUUGAACGAGUACACGGCUAUCCCCAUUGUGACCCGAAUGUACACUACUGCCUGUGUAGGGACCACAAUAGCAGUUCAACUUGAUGUCAUAAGUCCCUUCCAGUUAUACUUCAACCCAGAGCUCAUCAUCUACCGAUACCAGAUCUGGCGUCUGUUCACAAAUUUCCUCUUCUUUGGCACCCUGGGUUUUACCUUCCUCUUCAACAUCAUCUUCAUCUACCGCUACUGUCGCAUGCUAGAGGAGAACAGCUUCAGAGGCAGGACAGGCGACUUUGUCUUCAUGUUUGUUUUCGGAGCCACAUCUAUGAUGAUCCUGGGCUAUUUUUUCAAUCUGUUGUUCUUUGGGACUGCCUUCACCAUCAUGCUUGUGUACAUCUGGUCUCGAAGGAAUCCCUACGUGCGAAUGAGUUUCUUCGGAAUCCUCAAUUUUCAGGCUCCCUACUUGCCCUGGGUGCUAUUAGGAUUCUCUCUUCUCAUGGGAAACUCAAUACAAGUCGAUCUCAUAGGAAUAGCAGUGGGACAUGUGUAUUUCUUCCUCGAAGACGUCUUUCCCCACCAGCCGGGAGGAUUCAGAAUCCUGAAAACGCCUCGAAUUUUCACGCUUCUAUUCGACCCCAUUCCAGAACAUGACCACUACGACCCUCCCCCAGAAGAGAGGCCAGGGGGGUACAAUUGGGGAGAGACCUGACCACCAUAAUGUCACUUCCCUGUUGAGAAAAUAGACGGAAGGAAUGCGUCAUCAUGCCCCUAGAUGUUAUAUUACUGCUGGAUGAAGAGGUGUUGCGUAUAACGUAAUAAGAAUUGAAGUGAAGAGUGUUGUAAAAAGAUAUUUGAGUUCGCUGUGGAAUCUAUCGUUGAUUGUGCCUUAUCAUUUCACAACGGACUCUAAAAGAACACUUUGUUAUAAAGUAUCUAUUAUUAAUAGAGAUCUGAAAAAUUAUAUUUAAAAAUAAACUAAAAUUGGUGCAUUCAUUUGGGUUUGUCGUCUAGAUUUGGAGAUAACUUUGCUGUAAAAUGUUAUUUAGCUUUCAUUAGAUUAAUGUUUGUUG